Trichoderma citrinoviride is the source of this 735-nucleotide messenger RNA. RefSeq lists its product as hypothetical. The transcript has 5 exons. NCBI's taxonomy places the organism in Eukaryota, Fungi, Ascomycota, Sordariomycetes, Hypocreales, Hypocreaceae. The record is from RefSeq and is a predicted model, not a curated record. The coding region runs from base 1 to 735 and encodes 244 amino acids.
AUGUCGUUGGCGACUCUUUGCAACCACUCGUUAUGCUGGGGAGACCUUUUGCAGAACAAGCAGCAUAUGGAGUUGCGAGAAGAUGGCCUGUGUUUUCAAAAACACCUCGUCCUCUCCCUUUCCCAGGAUCACAACACCCACCAAACGAUCUCACAAGCAUCCUCCUCGUCAUCCACCGCCGUCUUAACCACCAACGGCCGUCCCGUCCCCAUGGGAGACGUCAUCAUCGGCAAAGGCCAAGGCCUCAUCAUCCUUCUCUCGGGCGCUCCGGGAAACGGCAAGACCCUCGCCGCAGAGGCCGUCGCCGAUCGCACCCACCGCCCGCUAUCUACAUGCAGGCCGAAGAUCUCGGCAUCAACGCGGCGCCCCUCGGCGCGAACAUCAAGCGAGUGUUCAAGAUGGCGACGACAUGGAACGUCGUUACCCUGUUGGGCAAAGCUGAGCGUCUUCAGGGUCGCGCGUAAUUCCAAAGACAUCCACCGGAACGAGCCGGUUAGCAUCUUUCUGCGCGAGCUCGAGUACUUCCCUGGCAUCAUCUUUCUCGCAACGCAUCUCUAUCAUAUCAGUGAAGCUGCUUUUCUUAGCAGGGCUAGGGACAUCGUUCGGCGCACGUUCUUGCAGCGACUGCUGGAGCAAGAUGGGCUCGAUGUAUCACCACGAGGACGAGAUACAGAGACGGAUGCAAAGACGUUGGCGCCUCUAGAAGAUGCCGAGAUCGGCCAACUCUCGCUGUAG